Postia placenta MAD-698-R-SB12 is the source of this 1386-nucleotide messenger RNA. RefSeq lists its product as hypothetical. The transcript is spliced from 4 exons. The record is from RefSeq and is a predicted model, not a curated record. Bases 1 to 1386 code for a protein of 461 amino acids. Lineage: Eukaryota; Fungi; Basidiomycota; Agaricomycetes; Polyporales; Adustoporiaceae.
AUGUCUCCUGCUUACCUGUAUCCACUCGAAACGACACUCAGCCAGUCCGGGUAUGACCCGGACACGUUAAACACCGGUCUGCCGCCACGGGAGUCGUCUUCAGCAGUCUCGUCAGGUCAAACAGCCGUCAACGCCGAUGAUACCUUCGACUUCUCAUUGUAUGAGCCCUAUGGACCUACUGUCGACAUAUCUGGAGAGGAGAUCCUCGACGUCAAUGAUACCCUCGACUUCUUAUCGUAUGAGCCCUACGGACCCACCUUCGGCAUGUUUCGAGAGCAUACCAGUGUCAGUACUGGCCCAUCAUUCAUACUCCCCGACCAUCCUGUAAUGCACUUCGACAACGGACUACUCGAAGCCAUACCUGCGACCUCAUACUUCUCCGAACGCCACGCAGAAGCGACAUCGCCACCAAUGGCCCCUCCGGCUAUAACAUUCUCCACCUGGUCUCCCUCGUCAUCGUCAGCAGCGCUCACACCAGGAGACGAGUCCGACGACAUUGCCGGCGCAGCAUGGUCGCCGCCCUACCAGGACAGCACGUUCGGCACGCACGUAUGGCACCAAGAAGCCCCGUGUCUGCCAUUCACAGAGACCGCUCGCAUCUCCGCACUAUCGACGUCGUUCUCGGUACCGGUCAUGGCACCCAAUCACGGCACAGCUACAGGUUUGGCAUCAGCACCAUGCGCGAGUAUGCAACGCGUACCCCGCAUGACCGCAUCCGGUCCACCUAUGGUGGAGCGGAUAAAAGCACACACAGAAUAUGGACAUUGCAACUCGGACAACAGCACUAUGCUUGUUCCCGACAUGUUCAACAACAAUAUUGGAUUCUUCCCCGACCAGGACGCCACCACACCAUCUGAGACUUCUGCAGGUCCUUCGCACAUGAGCUCUCGUGUGAGGACAGAAGCCCGAUGCGGCGGCAAGCAGUCUAUGCAUCCUCAAGCCUCGGUCGAGCUCCCGAAGACUCCUGGGUUGCCCCGCACGGCCGGAAAGCGCAAGCAGCGCGACGACGACCUCACAGACGACCCCACGGACGAUACAUCCUCCCGCCAUCCUUCAAAGAAGGCGAAAAAGGCCACCAGCCACGCUGAAUCUGCACAUACCAGCUACGAGGACGUGCCACAACCGGCGUGGUAUGGCGGAUGUAUCCCGCCCGAUCCCAAAAAGCCACAUCCGUGCCCAUACUGCACAGAUAAGUGGUUCAGCUGCUCAUACGAUGUCACACGCCAUCGCGAGAGCGUAAAGAGCUGUCUCGGAUACUUAGAAAAGGGGGAGAUCCCCUGCGAUCUCUGUCCUUCCAUCUUAACACGUCGAGACGCAUUGCGACGUCAUCAGAAGGAGAAACACCAAAAUGGCUACAAGACGAUGGCAGCAACCCGACAGUCAUGA